AUGACAAUACACGAGUCGUGGCCGACUUUUCAUGACGGUAUUAUAUCAGUUGCCACUUCUAAUGUUUCCUUUCGUGGACCACCGCCCAACGUAUCCACAACAGAUUCCACUGUUACAUAUAGGGCGAUUCGGUCCUCCGAUACAUAUCCCGACGCCUCGCACUCAGGCAGCACAUAUUCAAGAUCGUACACACUUGCAGAUGAUGGAGCGCCUCCUCCUCCAACCCAACUAACUGUAGUUUGCAGAGAAACUCCACGGAAAUUGCGACCUGGGUGGAAUACCAAUCGUGCCGCCACGGAGGUGGCGCUGAAGGAACAACUUCCAUUAAUUACGACCAUGAAGAAAAACAAGUAUUAUUACUUAUGUAAGGGGGAAAGUGCUGGGCGCGUCACUAAAAGGUCGCCUCUUGAUCGUUACAUUAUCCAGCACUCCACAGGAUACAAAAAUCACCAGUACCGUGCUCGUUUAUUGCGGGUAGAGGGCAUGAGUGCGUUAAUGGAAUCAUUUGAAAGGAUGAAACUCACCGCGGCACGGCAGGAUUGGAAGGCGGGGUCAAAAAAUUCUGACAAUGUGGAAAGUGUGCGAGUGAUAUUCGAUGCACUUGCUGACAACCAGACCAAUUCCAUUAAUGCGGAUGUGGUGCACGAUCAUCUUUUACUCUGCACUCCUACGGGCGUGUCAGAACGUGAGGCAUCUGACUUUCUAACGGAAUCGUGUGAUGGCAAGACCGAUCUGACGUUCCAAGACUUUCUAACAUAUGGUGAGGUAUUGCGCGACCGUAUAUUUGCUUACAGGAAGUUUGCCUCUCUCACCGCGGAGGAGAAAAUCCUAUGCAUCGCCACUCGAGUGCUUCCGGAACCUUUACCAAAUUCAGCAAUGAAACUUACACAGCACAUCAUGAAGGCUGCUGCCGCUCAAGCGGGAGGGAAACAAUGGCGGUCUGCUCUCCCUAUGCGAAUAUAUGAAAUACGCUUUAUUGACUCACUAACAAUCAAGUUCGAUACGGAUGAAAAACCAUACGUGGCGUGUACUGAUGGUGAUUUCACUACUUUGGGGAUGACAUCACACAAACAGAACGUCUGUUGCCGCGGUGAUCAAGUUGGAGGCGACACACCUCUGCGGUGGAGAACCCGUGCGGAACCCAUCGUUUUACAACCAACCGAAUGCGUGAAGGAAAAUGAAAUUGUUGGUACCGAUUUGCAAACUACUACUCAAUACGUUGCGACACGUGAGAGGAAUGAGGAGAAAAGUCCUAAAGCGAAGGUGACUGCAGCAGAAGCUAAAAGACGGUUAAUGAGUCGAAAGGAACCACCAAAGUCACGAGUAAUGGGAGGACACAAUCACUCAUCUUGUCCUCUGAGCAGAGGUUUCCUCAGCGGUACUUCCUGUGGUGUGCCCAUCAUUAAGUUAUCACUUCUGGCAUCCACUUCGGUAGAAUAUGAAAGAAGUUCAUGGGGUGAUGAGUUAUGCGCUAAAUUAAAAGAGAUAUAUGGUUCAAAAUGA
Messenger RNA from Trypanosoma brucei brucei TREU927, 1503 nucleotides. RefSeq lists its product as hypothetical. The coding region runs from base 1 to 1503 and encodes 500 amino acids. Lineage: Eukaryota; Euglenozoa; Kinetoplastea; Trypanosomatida; Trypanosomatidae. The transcript has a single exon. The record is from RefSeq and is a predicted model, not a curated record.